UGUAGAGAGGAAAAUUUUGAGCUCUCCAAAAUCACUUCAACUUCUUGUUCACCUAUCUCUGUCUCCCAUUGCCAUUGCCGCCGUCGUCGUUUUCGCUCCGUUCAGAAAUCGCCGUAGCUGUUUCCAACGCUCUACUCAGAAACGUUUCGCCUAUACUUUGUUCAGAAAUCUAAAGUUUCUAAUGCUUCGUUCGAGGAGGCAGCAAUAAUCCCAAGAAAGAAAUCGGAUUUAGCAAUGAAGAGAGAGCGAGGAAAUAGGGAUAUAUUCUGGAUGAAAAGUGCUUAUAGUGAGGGAGUACGUGAGAUAGUUCUGGGCUUAUAUUAAUCCGAACGUGGAGAUGAAUGAGAAGGAAAAUAAGAUGAUGAAUGAGGAGGAUCAAAGUGACCCUCCUGAGGUUUUCCCUCAUUCGAUUCAGACUCCGACUCAGCCUCAAGGGCGACGUCCCAGGGGUUUCGCUGCCACUCAUCAAUUGGGUCCCAACACCACCACCACCGGCGGUCAUUCUCCUUCUGAUAAUCCAUCGAAAGGAGGGAAGAGAGAAAGGGAGAGGGAGAAAGAGAAGGAGAGGACCAAGCUUCGAGAGCGUCAUCGUCGAGCCAUCACCAGCCGCAUGCUUGCCGGCCUUCGUCAGUAUGGCAACUUCCCUCUUCCCGCACGCGCCGACAUGAAUGACGUUCUUGCUGCCCUUGCUCGCCAGGCUGGCUGGCUUGUCGACCCUGACGGCACCACAUACAGGCCUCAACAUCAUGGACAUCAUGGUGAUGCUUCUUACAACAACAACAAUUGCCAACAAUCUUCAUCAAGAGAUUCUCUUGUAGACGUAGAUGUCGAUUCCCUUCUCCCAAUCCACGACAACACCAACACCAACACCUUGUCAAUGUCAAUGUCUCCAACAUCUCUUGAUUCUGUUGUAAUUGCGCCGCCGCCCGACACAGCAGACACCACUGCCUCUAUUCAUUCGCCUCAAACUCAAAAUCAACUUAUGCAACAAGAAGAUUUUCCUUCUGUGGCCACACCUUACGUCCCUGUUUAUGUCAAGAUAUCUAGUGUUAUUAUCAACAAUUUCUGUCAACUGGUUGACCCUGAAAGUGUGCAACAAGAGCUAACUGAUCUGCAGUCUCUAAACGUUGAUGGUGUUGUUGUCCAAUGUUGGUGGGGUAUUGUUGAGAGCUGGACCCCACAAAAAUACAUUUGGUCUGGUUAUCGACAUCUUUUCAACAUUGUCCGACACUUCAAGCUCAAGUUGCAGGUUGUGAUGGCAUUUCAUGAGUAUGCAGCAAGUGAAUCUGGUGAAACACUAAUCACUCUUCCUCAGUGGGUUCUAGAGAUUGGAAAGGAAAACCCGGAUAUAUUCUUUACUGAUCGUGAAGGAAGGAGGAAUACUGAGUGUUUAUCUUGGGGUAUUGACAAAGAACGGGUCCUGCAAGGAAGAACCGGUAUCGAGGUCUAUUUCGACUUAAUGAGAAGCUUCCGCACAGAGUUUGAUGACUUGUUUGCUGAGGGCAUUAUUUGUGCUGUGGAGAUUGGACUUGGACCGUCUGGGGAGCUCAAGUAUCCAUCCUUCUCAGAGCGAAUGGGAUGGAAAUAUCCUGGUAUCGGUGAGUUCCAGUGCUAUGAUAAGUACCUAGAACAAAGUCUGCGAAAAGCAGCUAAAUUACGUGGACACUCAUUCUGGGCAAGGGGACCUGAUAAUGCUGGUGAAUACAAUUCCAGACCGCAUGAAACUGGCUUUUUUUGCGAACGGGGCGACUAUGAUAGCUAUUAUGGACGCUUUUUCCUCCACUGGUAUGCCCAAUCAUUGAUAGACCAUGCAGACAAUGUUUUGUCUCUUGCCAACCUUGCAUUUGAGGAAACAGAAAUGGUUGUUAAGGUUAAUGCAGUUUACUGGUGGUACAAGACACCUAGUCAUGCAGCGGAGCUAACUUCUGGAUACUAUAAUCCGACAAACCAGGAUGGAUACUCUCCAGUUUUCGAGGUUCUGAAGAAACAUGGGGUGACAGUGAAGUUUGUUUGCUCAGGCUUGCAAAUGUCUACCCAAGAUAGUAAUGAAUUUUUGGCUGAUCCAGAAGGUUUGAGUUGGCAGGUUUGCAAUUCUGCUUGGGAUCGAGGACUGACUAUAGCUGGUGAAAAUUUACUGUCAUGUUAUGAAAGAGAAGGGUACAUGAGAAUAGUUGAGAUGGCAAAACCGAGAAAUGAUCCUGAUCGUCGUCAUUUCUCAUUCUUUGUGUAUCAACAGCCAUCUCCUCUAGUUCAAGGAACAAUGUGCUUCUCUGAGCUGGAUUACUUCAUCAAGUCCAUGCAUGGUGAAAUAGCAAGCGAUCUAGUUUCCUAAUGGUACAAGUUUCUACUUUAUCGAAGGCUGUUACCGACACAAAAACUACAGAUAUCAAGUUGCUUUCUUCACUGGGAGAUUCAUAGAAAGUUCGGUUUCGGGUGCAAAGUACAAGGUGUUUGUAGGUGUGAUUGUGUCAUGUCUCUAAUCAGUGCAACAUUUUUAUGUUAUAAAUUAUGUCUUUCUUAGAAACGCAAGGUAGUUGGUAAAUUUUUUUCUGGGAAAGUGUUACAGGUAAAACCCUCCAUUUACCUUCUUGCCAUGAGUUGAGCCUAACUAUUUAUUCAUGUAUAGACUAUGUAUGAUAAACUGUGUAAGCCAGCAAAUCUCGACUCA
Messenger RNA from Morus notabilis, 2668 nucleotides. RefSeq names its product beta-amylase 8. The record is from RefSeq and is a predicted model, not a curated record. Gene Ontology annotation, biological process: polysaccharide catabolic process. Bases 338 to 2332 code for a protein of 664 amino acids. Gene Ontology annotation, molecular function: beta-amylase activity. Lineage: Eukaryota; Viridiplantae; Streptophyta; Magnoliopsida; Rosales; Moraceae. The transcript is spliced from 10 exons.